AUGAAUUUCUUCUCUCCGAUAGCAAUCUCUCUUCUCCUCGCUCUCCUAUCGCCGUCUCUUCUACUUUGCUCCGGCGAUUCCACCACCGUCGAUGAUGAAUCUCCGCCGCCGACUGUAUGUAUCGUCGGGAGUGGGAUUGGUGGCUCAUCCGUCGCUCACUUCCUCCGCAACUACUCUGUUUCAACCGGCUUGGAUCGAGCCCGCAUCCUCAUGUUCGAGCGUCACGAGAUAGUCGGUGGGAGAAUGAGAACCGUCACCUUCUCCGGCGAUAAAUUCGAGGCCGGCGGUUCGAUUCUGCACCCGAAAAACUACCACGCUCGGGACUUCGUCGAGAGGUUCAAUCUGACUGUUCGAUUGCCGACGUCGAUUGAAGAAUCUACCGCUCUUGGAAUCUGGGAUGGGAAGAGGUUCGUCUUUAAAACAUUCGGUUGCUCCGAUGUAAUCAAAUUUCCGUUUAUGGAUAAGAUCGUCUCUUUGGUGAAUGAUCUCUACUUGUUCCUGCGUUACGGGUUUUCGCUUCUCAGAAUGAGUAGCUUCAUUGAGAACACAGUUGGUAAUUUCUUGAAGUACUAUGAAAGUCGAGAAUCAAGGCCAAUCUUCGACAAUGUUGAAGCGAUGCUUAAAUGGUCAGGCUUGUACAAUCUCACAAAGGUCACUCUACAGGAGAAAUUAUCUGAAGCUCAGCUUUCUCCUUUACUAGUCAACGAGCUUGUUACCGUGAUUACGAGGAUAAACUAUGGGCAGAGUGUACUCAUGAGUGGACUAGCAGGUGCAGUCUCAAUGGCUGGUUCAGGUGGAGGGUUAUGGUCUGUUGAAGGUGGAAACUGGCAGAUGGCUGCAAAGCUGAUUAACCAUUCGGAUAUUACGUUACACCUGAACGAGCAGAUCGAAUCCGUUUCGCACCUCGGUAGCUACUACGAGCUUAACUCCACGAAAGGAAACAGCUUCAAAUGUGAUGUCGCAGUCGUUGCCACACCAUUAGACGAGGUGGAUAUUCAGUUCUCACCGGUGAUCUCAAUUCCGAAGAGGAAGUUGCAGCACACUCACACAACGUUCGUGAGGGGAGUUUUAAACCCGGGAUAUUUUGGGAUGAAAUCGGUUUCGGAUCUUCCACCUUUGGUUGGAACUCUUGAAGAUCCUUUGAUACCAUUCUCAAGCAUCUCGAUUCUGAGGAAGUAUAGUGAGACAGAUAUGGCAUACAAGAUAUUUACACGACAACUAGCAACAGAUUCAUUGCUUGAUGAGCUCUUCAGUGUGAGAACCGAAACACUUCGCAUAGACUGGGGUGCAUAUCCAAAGUACCACGCUCCUGAAGUUUUCGCACCGUUCGUAUUGGAUGAUCAUCAUUUGUACUAUGUGAAUGCUUUUGAAAACGCUGCGAGUACAAUGGAAACAAUGGCAGUGGCUGGUGAGAAUAUAGCGAGACUCAUAGUUUCCAGAUUCAUGACAAACGAAUCAUCAACUUCUUCUGACACAAGAAGCUGUGGUUCUGGUCUGCAUUCAGACUUAUGA
Molecule: messenger RNA, 1512 nt
Organism: Microthlaspi erraticum
Lineage: Eukaryota; Viridiplantae; Streptophyta; Magnoliopsida; Brassicales; Brassicaceae
Source: the annotation of a GenBank genome assembly